AUGAGACGUAAAUUUUCUUUAAGAAAUGCUUUAACAUUUAUAAUUUGCGUGAUAGUUAUUUUAACAAUAACGGGAUUUUUGCACACCGUUUUAUAUCCACACUCGACACGAAAUAAAACCAAAGCCUGUAAUGAUAUUUGGAGGUGUGGUGAUUAUGGUGUUAAAACAUUAAACAUUUCAAAAACAUAUCCAGAGGAUAAUGUAAACAAUGCGCUCCAACGAAAGGAAGUGGUCGAGGAUUACACUUUACAUAAUCUCUUGGAUCCUAAGGAGCAGUUUGAUAAUCACCUUAUGAAAUUUGGAGAAAAUGAAAAGUUAAAGGUAAUCCUUCUGUUCAACAAACCAGGCUUCGAGAACGAGACUACAACUAAUGAAAAGUUUAAGACCUGCGAGUACAAUAACUGCCGGAUGACAAGUAAUAAAAGAUUAUUGAACACUGCUGAUGCAAUUUUAUUUGAUAUAUGUAACAGUGAUAUGGGAACUGAACCGCCGAUUGACAAGCAGAGCAGGAAUCCUAAUCAGGCAUGGAUAUUCAAAUGCGGUGAAACGCCAAUACACCAUUGGUUUGAUGAUUAUAAAUCAAACGCCUGGCAUAAUACAAUGAAUUGGUCAAUAUCGUAUAGAAUCGAUUCAGAUAUGCCUCAUCCUUAUGGAUAUCUAAAGACUCGGACAUUCCCAAGACAAUUUGACUACGAAUCUAUUUACAGAUCUAAAACAAAAACCGCCCUGUGGGUUGUUAGCAACUGCAAUACACAAAGUGCACGUGAUCAGUAUGUCGCUGAACUUCAGAGGUAUGGAGUAGAUGUUGAUGUUUACGGAAAAUGCGGAUCUAACGAAAACAUUGAUAACGAAACGUUAAAUCGAAUAAUACCAAAAUACAAAUUUUACCUGGGAUUUGAGAAUUCUUUAUGCAACGAUUAUAUCACGGAAAAGUUUUUCUUUUAUUACGACUUUAACUGGAUUGUUGUGGUUCAAGGUGGUGCGGACUAUGAUCGUCUGCUACCGACCAAAAGUUAUAUUAAUACUGCCCACUUCUCAAAUGUGUCACUACUGGCCGACUACCUUUUGAAUCUUGGAAAUGACAAAGACAGAUAUAUCGACUUUUUGCGAAAAAAAGAUCGUUAUGAACAAAAGUACGAAUAUGGUCAUAAAUAUAGCAUAUGUGAAAUGUGUAGAAGGCUAAACAAGGUAUCAGCGUUCCGGAAGACUUACAACAAUAUUCAGGACUAUCUUGAAAACGGACAGUGCCGAAUGCCUACAGAUGUUCAGUCUGUAUCAAAACCAUCAGCAUUUCUGAAUUAUGAACGCGUUUUCAGUUAGAGCAGAUAUAUGUUAAGUGAUAGAUAACAUAUUGCUUAUUUUCAAUGUAGAAUUUGUGUUUAGCAGGUCUGUGUACACUAGAAAAAAUUUCUUUAUAACAUAUGGGGUAUAUUUCAAAAUAGCUGCCCACUUAAUUUUCUCAUCGCACAAACCAGUUUUGCUAUGUGAAAACAUUUGAGUAAAAUAAAAAACUAGGUUUUAAAAUCGGUUGUAGAAAUAUAGCGGUGUGCGUAAUCAUGGCAGCGUCUGAUGAAACUGGUCAGGUUCGAAAAAAAAAAUUAAUUCAGAUUUUAAAAAAUGGUUUUCAUUGAAAACAGCUAAAUAUUUUGCAACGAAGCUUGGCAGACGGUACAAUUACAUCAUUAUUUAUAAUAUGAUAGAUUGCUUUCUAAAUAACUAAAAUUUGUCACGUGCCUAGUCAUUAUUCUAUUUUUUUAAAGAUAUCGUCUUAAAAAUUACAUUAUUGCAUUAUCUGAUAUUUCUACUCAUUUUAUGCAAAAUCCUUUAAUCCAACUUACAGAAAGAAAUGCCAUAUUCAUUGUUACCCAUUUAAUUUGUCUUUUCUUUCAUAUUUGAUUUCCGUACAUUUAAGAAAUAUUUUAAUCGGUCACUUUAAAAUAGAAAAUAUUUAUUUCAGAGGUCGCAUGCUUCAUUUGUAUUUAUCAUGAGUGUGCGACAUUUUUUGUAUUUUGGUGAAUGCUGCAAAAUGAUCACUUGCAGGCUAAGAUCAUUUUACAUGUAAGAGUUAUUGCAUACUGUUACAGUAUUAAAAUUUUAAACUUGUCCGUAAAUUACAUGCCUAUUAUAAAACGUCACGGAUUCUGCAGACAGUAAAACAUACACAGUUAUUAUAGUGGAAAAAAACUUAACAUUUAAUUACAAUAUUACUGAGCCAUUUUACUGGAACAUUUUGAUAUGUAAAAUGUUCAAAUUUAUUUAUUGAUAUAUAAAGUAAGUUUGAUAUUCCUUUUGUUGCACAGCGGAAACUGCGUGUGAAAAUGAAUGUUUUAAAAGCUUUUGAAAAUGCCAAUGGGUUUGUCAUACCGUUUCACAUUAAUUAUUAAUGGAAAUGAUACUUUAAGCAACUGUCCUUUCGGCACCAACCCGAGUAUUUGAACGUUUAAUUCGAAUCAGUUUGAUUGGGAAAUGUCUACUUUCAUUCACUUUUGUGGGAUACAUGCACAUUUAGCAAAGGAAUCAAAUUUGGAAUUAAAUUAUGAUAAUAAUCUGCGUAAAUUUUUAUUUUGGGAUGGUCCACUUUUUAUUAUUCUGUUAAUAUCUCGUACUAAGCAAUCAACUUGUCAGGAGAUGUCACCAAGUACAUUUCGUGGUUUGUAUAUAGCCCUGGUGGAAACGAAAGGGAUAAAAGCUGUUUUGAUUGAUAAAAAUAAAGACAUAUGGGUAAAUCUACAUUUACAGCUUUUUGAUAGUUUUUUCACAUAGUAGUAAUUUCAUCCUUUGGAAGAGGCUAUAUUCUACGAAGAAAAUAUCUGUACGUUAAUGUGCGCGUUUAUGUGUGAUCACAGUAAAAGGGUCAGUUUGCAAAAGCAUUGGUUUGUUGUGUAAUGAUGUAACACGAGUGAGUAAGUUGGGUUUUACGGCUAAUCGACAUAAAACGGUCAUAUAUCGCCGAGAAGUUAUAUUGAAAACGCCAAUUGUAAAGCAUAUCUAAAAAUCAUUUAUGUAAAAAUGUAAAGCUUAUCUAAAGCAUAUCUAAAUCAUUUAUGUACAAACGUAAAGCAUAUCUAAAAUCAUUCAUGUAAAAAUGUAUACAUGUAUACAUAUGUGUUAAAAUAUCAGCUGCAAACGUAAUAAUAUUGCAAAAGAUGUGAAUAAAAGUAUGAAAUGU
Molecule: messenger RNA, 3169 nt
Organism: Mercenaria mercenaria
Lineage: Eukaryota; Metazoa; Mollusca; Bivalvia; Venerida; Veneridae
Product: 4-galactosyl-N-acetylglucosaminide 3-alpha-L-fucosyltransferase FUT6-like
Exons: 1
Coding region: 1-1320 (439 amino acids)
Cellular component (GO): membrane
Molecular function (GO): alpha-(1->3)-fucosyltransferase activity
Source: RefSeq, a predicted model, not a curated record